Molecule: messenger RNA, 1201 nt
Organism: Lolium rigidum
Lineage: Eukaryota; Viridiplantae; Streptophyta; Magnoliopsida; Poales; Poaceae
Product: cytochrome b5 domain-containing protein RLF
Exons: 6
Coding region: 364-1011 (215 amino acids)
Molecular function (GO): heme binding
Source: RefSeq, a predicted model, not a curated record
AACGACGGUGACCAGCAGCCAGCAACCCCGUUCCUUCCCUGGUAGGUAUUCUCGAUCGCCGGCGGCCCGACGCCGUCCGAGACUCAGCGAACCCGCCGCCUCCAGAUCCACCUGCAGCAGCCAGCAGGUAAACCCAAUUGAAAGAACUACUCCUCCCACCUUCCCCCACAUCACCGCUCGCUGGUGACUUCUCCCCAAAUCCGCCCCACCCCUCAAUCUGCUCUUCUUCUCCUUUACCUCGCAGUCUUUGGCGCGCGACGCAACUAGCCGGUCCUGCCGAUAUUCUGCCGGCGCGGAUUGAUUUCUCCUCCUCUUGGCCUUGCAGCACUCUUCGCUAACUGGGAGUACAAUAUUGUGCUCGAGAUGGCGGAUGAAGACUCGUCCGAUUUCACCUUCUGCAAGGUUGAGCAAGCUGAAAAUGAUGGUCGUUUGGAAUCCCCUAGUUCCAUCACUGUGGCAAACAUGACACUCGAGGAUGUUGAUGGUAAUGGUGCAGAUAUUUCAAAAGCUAAGAAGAUCCAGGAUAACACAGAAACAGACAAUCCAAUCACUGAUGGAAGAUCGCUCCAGGACUCCAGCAUAAAAGAACCAGUUGUACCAAAGAGUAGUGGAGAGUCUGUGCAAUCGAAUGUAUCACCUCAACCAAAAUCUUCAAAAAAAUCUGCAGUACGGGCAAAGGUUCCUUUCGAGAAGGGCUUUAGCCCCAUGGACUGGCUUAAGCUAACUCGUACACAUCCUGAUCUGGCAGGGCUUAGGGGGCAGACAAACCGGAGGCUAAUAACUUUGGAAGAAGUUAAACAGCAUAAAACUGGAGAUUGUAUUUGGACAGUUCUAAAAGGUCGUGUGUACAACAUUGGUCCCUACAUGAAAUUUCAUCCUGGAGGAGUUGAUAUGCUCAUGAAGGGCGCUGGAAAAGACUGCACUGCUUUGUUCAAUAAAUACCAUGCCUGGGUAAAUGCAGAGUUCCUCUUGGAGAAGUGCCUCGUCGGAUUCCUUGAUCCCAGUGAGUAGAUUGUGAUCCAACUAGUUAUUAGGUACAGCUUGGUCCAUGUGGAGAUGAUCUGAAGAAUUGUAAACAGUGCUUUGCUGCAUUAUAUAAUGGCGAUAGAUUAUGCCUCUCGAAUUCGAGGACCCUCUUCACUAAAAAAAAAAGGUGAGAUUUUAUGACGGAAAAUAGCGGAAGAAACAGAUUUGAUGAUAA